AUGGACGACUACUACAAAACUAAUGCGCUGCCUCCCCAGGAGGGGCAGCGUCAAAUGCCACAACAACACGAGGGGCAGCAACAGCAGCAGCAACAGCCAUCCGGCAAUGUCAUCGACAUGAUCAAUCGUUCAUCGGUAUCAGGCUCGCAAAUGUCUCUGCAACCCCCACCGUCCGCGAUGCCACAACUUAUACAGAACCAGCCGAUGAUAUCAGGGGACUCUCUGGAUGAUAUCAUAAGGAAUAAUCAUACUGAGAUGCACCGCCGAAAGAGCAUGCCCCAUGCUUACGGAAGUCCCCUCAUGCAAGAUGAAAACCCUCGGCGAAUGUCUUCUAUCGCGGCCUCUGAGGAUGUCAUGGCCUUUGACCCAAGUCAGCAUGACUUGGGAAACUUCCAGUUUUCACAGCCCGUUGGCUCAUCAUUUCAUGGCAUCAAUCCAAGUUUAGAAAUGACAGAUCAGAUGGGAGGUUUUGUUACCGAUGCUACUGACUACUCUGGAAUUUCCGCCGACCUGAUCGGUCCCAUGAAUCCACCUCCCUUCGGCAACGUCGAAUUGAGCCAGAUGCCGAACGAACCUUCACUAUCACUCUUCCCACCAUCACCUGUUCCUGGAGCAGGGUCUGGGGCGAGGCCCAUGAAUAGUGGGUUUGUUUCUGGACAGAUGCCCAACUUGAGUGCGACAUUCGGGACGGAACCGGCGCCGAGUAGCUCGACUCUGACAGCAACUUCGAAUACGCUACCCGGCUCUAUAGACGACCAUCCCGAUGGCAUGAUGCAUAUCUCGACCUCGCAGUUGAAUGCCGUGAAUCCACCGGCGAGUCGGGUGCCUGAAACAAUGGUUGCAAACCCCGUGUCGAGCAACUUGGGGCAACCGUUACCGCAUUCGCUGUCAAGGCACAUAUCUUCCGAGUCAGGGAUCACUCAGCCAAGUUCUACAUCUGGGCCCACUACCCCAGCCACGACAUCAACUCCUCGAGAAAGCAAGGAGAAAACAAUAUACUCCAAGAGUGGGUUCGAUAUGCUGAAAGCACUGUGGCUGGUGGCUACAAGGAAAGACCCGAAGAUUCAUCUCGGGGCUGUUGACAUGUCAUGUGCAUUUGUCGUCUGUGACGUCACAAUGAACGACUGCCCAAUCAUUUAUGUGUCAGAUAAUUUCCAGAAUCUUACGGGAUACAGUCGCCAUGAGAUUGUAGGUCAGAAUUGUCGCUUUCUUCAAGCGCCAGACGGCAAGGUUGAGGCUGGGUCCAAACGUGAAUUCGUGGAUGAUGGUGCCGUUUAUAAUUUGAAGAACAUGAUUCGUGAGGGCCGUGAGGUUCAACAAAGCUUGAUUAACUAUCGAAAAGGCGGGAAGCCGUUUCUAAAUUUACUUACCAUGAUACCAAUCCCAUGGGACACGGACGAUAUCAGAUAUUUCAUUGGAUUCCAGAUCGACCUAGUUGAAUGCCCAGAUGCUAUUUCAGGACAAGAGCUGGGCGGCGUCAAAGUCAAUUACAAGCACAAUGAUAUUGGUCAGUAUAUCUGGACACCGCCAGCUUCUAGUCAAUGGCAGCCAGAGAACGGACAAACGCUGGGGGUUGAUGAUGUAUCAACACUCCUUCAGCAAUUUAGCCCAAAGGGAUUGGUGUCUGAUUGGCAUAAGCAGUCCUGGGACAAGAUGCUAUUGGAGAACACCGAUGAUGUUGUACAUGUCCUGUCCCUCAAAGGGUUAUUCUUGUAUUUAUCCCCGUCUUCGAAACGAGUUCUGGAGUAUGAUGCUAUUGACCUCGUCGGCAAUUCCUUAUCCUCGGUUUGCCAUCCCUCCGACAUUGUACCUGUUACGCGAGAAUUGAAGGAUGCGACAGCUAGCGCCCAAGUCAAUAUUGUUUUCAGGAUAAGACGGAAGCAAAGCGGGUAUACGUGGUUUGAAAGUCAUGGGUCAUUAUUUGUUGAGCAGGGUAAAGGUAGGAAGUGUCUCAUCUUGGUUGGCCGCAAACGACCCGUCUUUGCACUUAGUCGCAAAAACUUAGAGUCAAAUGGUGGCAUCGGUGAUAGUGAGCUGUGGACCAAGUUGUCAACUUCUGGAAUGUUCUUGUUUGUUUCAUCGAAUGUCCGGUCGUUAUUGGAUUUGCAGCCCGAAUCACUUGUCGGCACAAGCAUCCAAGAGCUCAUGCGAAAGGAAUCUCGCCUUGAUUUCGGGCGACAAAUUGAAGCGGCUCGGCGAGGAAAAAUUGUUUCCUGCGAGCACGAAGUCCAGAAUCGUCGAGGCCAGGGUCUUCGGGCCCUAACCAUACUGUAUCCGGGUGAUGCUCCAGAAGGGCAGAAGCCAUCAUUUCUACUCGCACAGACAAAGUUGGUGAAAGCCAAUCGUGUUGUCCUAGCGACUGCAACGAGCAAUAGCCAAGCAGCCUCAACGUCGUCUCAAUCUAACGCAGUUCCUGAAUUACAUUCGGGUGCAGGGCAGGUCUCCCAACCCCCUGGAGGGGGUUUGCCCCUCGGGACACAGGAUGCAGCCUUAGCAGCCUUAGCAGCCGAAGACAACAUCUUCGACGAGCUUCGGACGACGAAAUGCUCCAGCUGGCAAUUUGAGCUGAGACAGAUGGAGAAGGUGAAUAGAAUUCUUGCCGAAGAGCUUGGUGGGCUUCUGUCCAACAAAAAGAAGAGAAAACGACGAAAGGGGGUCGGAAAUAUGACCGGACGUGUGUCGCCGCGGAACUCUUUUCGGGGAGGCAAUAAUGGCAACGGCGAUUCACAGAGCAAGAAGUCUCCAUCUCCCAUUCAUUCAUCUCCUUUGCAUAAAGAAUUUGCUUCUGAGAACCCAACUUCGCAAGCUGUGGUAGCCAAGGGCGACACAGACGAGACCGACAUGCUGAAUCCCUCACAGCUAGGCAACCACGUUUCCAGCGAAGCAUCAGAAUCCAACUUGGUUCAAAGACAGAUGAUGGCGAUGCCACCUCCGAGCCAGCCGUCACUUUCGAGUGGUGCGGCAGGUUCGGGUAUGACGUCUAUUCGUGAAGAACAUGAAGCGAGUCAGUCAUAG
Messenger RNA from Metarhizium brunneum ARSEF 3297, 3015 nucleotides. Its product is annotated as White collar 1 protein. NCBI's taxonomy places the organism in Eukaryota, Fungi, Ascomycota, Sordariomycetes, Hypocreales, Clavicipitaceae. Gene Ontology annotation, molecular function: protein binding. Gene Ontology annotation, cellular component: nucleus. The record is from RefSeq and is a predicted model, not a curated record.